Molecule: messenger RNA, 1261 nt
Organism: Phialemonium atrogriseum
Lineage: Eukaryota; Fungi; Ascomycota; Sordariomycetes; Cephalothecales; Cephalothecaceae
Exons: 1
Coding region: 49-786 (245 amino acids)
Source: RefSeq, a predicted model, not a curated record
CAGAACUCGGCCGUUGCAGACAACAACACCUGGGCUUCCAGCACGGCGAUGGCGGAGAGCAACGUUAAUCCCAGUAUGUCGAUCUCGGCUUACACCGAGGUCAAAAUGGCGGCUGGGGCUUCUGGCGGGGCGGAUAUGCAGCUUGGUGGAGCCGGAUACUACCAGGACAGCAGCACCGGGACGACGGUGGAGGCGGGGAUGCAGACAUACGCAGGGGGAUCUGUGGAGACGGGCGGUGUCGCGGACCUGCCCACCCCGCAGCAGACGUACGCCGGAACCGAAAAUGCCGACGUUCAGGGUUCCUUUGCGGGGGCAGGGACGUUUCCAGCAUCGGAGAAUUACGCAAGCAUGCAGGCUGCGAGCGGGCAGGAGAUGUACACGGGCCAGGAGACAGCUCCCAUGCAGGGAGCCUACACAGGCCAGGAAAUGUACCCCGGGCAGGACGCGUAUACCGGCCAAGAGGGCUGUUCCGCACAGCCGACGUACGCAGAUCAGCAGGCUUACGUCGGCCAAGACUCCUACACUGCGCAGGACCUGUCUGCUCAGGGGGCCUACUACGAUGGCGCCGACUGGGGGGCAUGCGCGGACUCGACAGCCUACGCUGGGGUAGACGCAUAUGCUGGGGUAGACGCGUACGCUGGGGCAGACGCCUACGGGGGAUACGACUACAACGCGCAGAUGGACGCAUACCAGGAGGCGGAUGCGAAUGUCGAGGCUGAGGUACUCGCUGAGGCGCAGGCAUACGAGGAGUAUGCCAUUGAAAGCAGUGACGCUGGGUUAUUUUAGGAAGGAUACCAUGGCCACAACAAUGAGGGGCGGCAGCGAUGGGAUUAUGAUGACAGCGACUGAAUCUACAUGGAUUAAAUUGAUGUUUAUGUCAUGUGGAGGAAGCAGACAGGAGGAAAUAAGCUCGUACAUCUAGUCUGUGUAUACCUCCUGCAUGGCGGCGGCCUCACCAUGUUAUCGUCCCUAAAAUAGCCCGUCAUCACCGGCCCCAUCGCCGCCCCAUCGCCGUGGCCAUAUUAUCCUUCCUAAAAUAGCCUGUCGUUGCUGCCAUUAUCCUUCUCAAAAUAGCCCGGCGUUGCUUCUUUUAAUAGCGUAUUCCUCGCACGCCGCGGCCUCAACGUUCACAUCCGCCUCCUGGUACGCAUCUGCUCCAGCAUACGCCAUCUCGAGCAGAUCAACGUCCUCAACAAGCUCGUCAAGCUAAACCCGUCGCCGUCAAGCCUGGCCGGGGCAGUCGCGCAAGCAAUGACGUUGG